AUGGACAGUAGUCUUUAUCACACCACUCCCUCUGUCGCUGGUUUCCCCAAACCACCAUCUAAAGGUGAGAAGCCACCAAUAGAACACAAGCCACCCAAGGGAGAGAAGCCACCAAUAGAGCACAAGCCUCCCAUGGGUGAGAAGCCACCAAUGGAACACAAGCCAUCCAUGGGAGAGAAGCCACCAAUGGGUGAGAAGCCUCCAAUGGAGCACAAGCCUCCUAUGGGUGAGAAGCCACCAAUGGAGCACAAGCCACCCAUGGGUGAGAAGCUACCAAUGGAGCAUAAGCCACCCAUGGGUGAGAAGCCACCAAUGGGUGAGAAGCCUCCUAUGGGUGAGAAGCCACCAAUGGAGCACAAGCCACCCAUGGGUGAGAAACCACCAAUGGAACACAAGCCUCCCAUGGGUGAGAAGCCUCCAAUGGACCACAAGCCACCCAUGGGUGAGCAGCCACCAAUGGAACACAAGCUGCCUAAGGGAGAGAAGCCACCAACUCAUGGUCACUAUCCAGGCCACCCUCCAAUGAAGAGUGGUGAAGCAGAAGUCAAGCUACCCAAGAAGAUGAUGCCUCCAACUCCAUACAAGAAACCACCAACUCCUGAGAAGAAGCCUCCAAGUGUUCUUCACAAGCCUCCAUCACUUAUCAGCUCCAACUGAGUGACUUUGUUGGGC
This is a messenger RNA of Camellia sinensis, 672 nucleotides long. The record is from RefSeq and is a predicted model, not a curated record. Lineage: Eukaryota; Viridiplantae; Streptophyta; Magnoliopsida; Ericales; Theaceae.